CGGUAUCACGUCGAGACACCGGAGCGGCAACGGCUUGGGCUUCCCCCGUCCAUUUACUACUAACCUGCAAGGUACGCUAGUCCAGGGACUUCAGGUAGUAUACGGUGUUAUCGAAGGUAGCGUCUCACUCGGAUCCUGCCAAAGCGCGCACGCCGUCCCGACCGAAACCCUCGAUUACCUUGGCCACGGGUUUUUCAGCAUCACCACGGUAGCCGCUGCUGGUGAGAGACCAUGCGCAUGUUGAUGUGCCAACAGACCGACGACUGACUCAGCUGUUUAAUAGAACUGGGACGCGAAACCAGUUACCACAUCCUUCAAACACCGACCGUCGGCAGGCCACACUGUACCCUACGUUUCGAGAAGGCGCGCCCAGACGACAAAGUACAGGACUGAUUGUAAUACAGUACGUGCACCAAUUUCAAAGCGUUGGUCCCGUUUAUUAGUGUUCCAAGUUCCAAAAGUUGUUUUGCAUCCCAACUAUCCACAUGGUCUCUCGGACAGGGAACGGACUGCAAUUGUUUGGAGGCGGGUGCAUCGGCUGGGCUUGGACGGGGAGGCGGUCAGGGAGCGAAGCAAGGCCAUCCUUCCUGCCGUGGUCGCAAGUCUUUGGGGCGACAGCGACAGCGACGGCUCAUCCUCCUUUUUUCGGUCAAGUCGGUCGAAUCCGCUCCCAGCGUCUUGGCCGUGCGCACAUGCACCGUCUUUCUCACACCCACCCUGCCCCCUGCCGGACGCUAGUGCACCCACACGCCCAUACCCACACCACUCACAGCAGUCCCAUGCAGCUUAGCACUUGCACCCGUUUUCCCUCCCGCUUCCCAUGUUCCGCCCCCUUGUUGCUUGUCAGGCAGCGCCCUGAUGACCAGGUACCCACUGCGGGUGAUCGAAACCGCUAAAGGAGACGGGGGCUGAUUCGCUGCUGCGCUCAGUUGCCUUGCGUGUGCUUGGCUCCUCCCCGUUGCUGUCCACAAAAAUAAAAUGUUUUAUUAUUUUCCACGGCGUACCGUACUGCGUUUUGUAUUUCGCUCCCGUCUGCUCAUCUCACGCAUUAAUUAUUGCAGUCUUCGAUUUCACUUUUCGCAUUUUCUAUUCCCUUUCGUUUCGAAUUAUUCUCCCCCCCUUCUUCACCCCUGUCCAUCUCAGCUUGGUUAUCCACCCGCAGCUUCAUCCACACUAACUUCCGAGACCCAGACCGUCAGCAACUAAGGGAACUCCCGCUCCAUUGAUAAAGGCUCGGCUCCCGUCCCCGUCGCGACAUUAUAUCAUUACCCGCCUUUCCUCCCAUCCCGUU
Molecule: messenger RNA, 1291 nt
Organism: Canariomyces notabilis
Lineage: Eukaryota; Fungi; Ascomycota; Sordariomycetes; Sordariales; Chaetomiaceae
Exons: 1
Coding region: 486-896 (136 amino acids)
Source: RefSeq, a predicted model, not a curated record